UGUGGAUAAAAAGAGUGAAGGCGAGCAGAGCAGUCAUCAGUGUUUCCUGGUUGACUGCACCUGAGCAGCACUUGUGUCGGAUCCACGGGAGAGUUUUCAUCUGCAACUGAUGGAUUCUCUUUUUUAAAGCUGGACUGUGUUGAUCCUGCUGGGCUUGAAAAUAAAACAUGGAGAACAACACAACAUUUUUUCAGGACGUCGCCAGUGCCGUGAAUCAGACGGAGAUGCCUCUGAACUCUUUUGAAGAACAAGUUAUCACAAUUUUUCUGACAAUGCUCAUAUGCGGCGUUGGGAUUGCUGGAAACAUCAUGGUGGUGCUCGUGGUGCUGCGAACCCGUCACAUGGUGACGCCCACUAACUGUUACCUGGUCAGUCUGGCUGUCGCUGACCUCAUCGUUCUGUUGGCUGCGGGCCUGCCCAACAUCUCUGAUGUUGUUGCCUUCUGGAUAUACGGCUACACGGGAUGCCUGUGUAUAACGUACCUUCAGUACCUCGGCAUCAACGUGUCCUCAUGCUCCAUCACGGCGUUCACCAUUGAACGCUACAUCGCUAUUUGUCACUCCAUAAAGGCCCAGUUCAUUUGCACGGUUUCYCGGGCCAAAAGGAUCAUAGCUGGAGUCUGGAUCUUCACYUCGCUCUACUGUACGAUGUGGUUCUUCUUGGUAGAUACUAAUGAAACCGUCUACASCAACGGGGUGGUGGUCAAGUGUGGCUACCGUGUCUCCAGGAGUCUUUACAUGCCAAUUUACUUCCUGGACUUCACUCUGUUUUACGUGACCCCUCUCAUUGUAGCCACAGUGCUGUAUGGACUCAUUGCAAAGAUUUUAUUCAUGAGUCCUCUGCCGUCACAUCUGAAUGAUGGAGCAGCAGGAGGAUCAGUCCACCGGGGUCACGCCAACAGCACCAGCAAGGCCAGUAAGGGAGCUUUCACUGCCAGGAAGCAGAUAACAAAGAUGCUGGUUGUGGUGGUGAUUCUUUUCGCCUUGCUGUGGAUGCCUUACCGAACAGUGGUGGUUGUCAACUCCUUCAUAGACCCGCCUUACCUCGACUCUUGGUUCCUCCUCUUCUGUCGUAUGUGCGUCUACACCAACAGCGCCAUCAACCCAAUCAUCUACAACCUCAUGUCUCAGAAGUUUCGUGUCGCRUUCAAAAAGCUCUGUAAGUGCAGCUGGCAGCAAAGGGAGGCCAAGUACAACAUGCCGAUUUACUACAGCGCGAUGAAGAAUUCGUCCCACGGAAGCAAUGAAGCGGGUACAGACCAGGARGAACUCAGCAGCCAAACAACUAACCGUUCGAACAUAAAAGGACAAAAAUAAUGCCACACACCAGGUUUCUUAAGAAAACAUUAUUUCUGUUUGAAAAAGUCAGAGUUUAUCUAGAAAAAAAGUAAUUUGAUGUUUAGUUUUCUUGUUAUUUCCAUUUGUUAAAAAGUGUAAUUAGAAUUUGUAAAUAUUCAUCUAUUGAAGAAAUAAUGUAGGGUUUGGUGUGUGGACUUACAGAUGUGCUUUUGAUGCUUGGUGCUGAAACACGCAGCGGUCUGAGCUGAGCUUUGGUUUUCUUGGCCACAAAGGCACUACAAACUGGGUCCAUGUCACACACAUUACCAAAAAACUGUUUUAUUUUAAACGCACUGAACAUUAAAUACUAACUACUUUAAUUUAUACUAAAAUAUAAAGACGAAAGUACUUGAAAAUAAUAAACAUUUAAUGUGAUGCAUGUACAGCAGAUGCCUGUUUUGCAUAUUUUGUAUUACGCCUUCAGACAAUGCCCAUGCUUUAUGUUAACUAGAUUUGUCGAGAGUCUGUUCUGUGCAACAAGGCCUUUGUUAUGAGUGUCUCUGUAUCUCCUGAGAGCUCUUGUCCUUUCCAUGUGAUCACCACACAUUUCUGACGCACUGAUGACCCACAACCCACCGUCCAUUUGCCCUGUUCUUAGUAGGCAAAAUGUUUAUAUAAUUUAAAUGAGACAAGACAAAAAUUAUAGACAGAAUGUGAAUGCCUAUAAAUAUGUCUGUGGUCAUUCUGUGCAUCAUAUCUCAUGCAUCUUCAAGGAUUUGCAGUAUUUAAUCAGUAAAACACAAAGAAAGAUCUAUAACUGGAAUCUAAACGUAUGCAGUCCCUAAAAGGAAGUGUUCAGUAUUAUAUCAAUUAUAUCAAUUGGCUUUUUAGCCAUAAAUAUUUGCCUGAACAUGCAACUGUUGUUUGAGUUCUUCACCACUCUCAGCUUUAUGAGAGAGUGUCAAAGAGAAAACUACAAACUCAGAUUAAAUCUAGACCAGAGUUGGAAAACUUCAUGUUUCAGUUCUUCUCUGCAUAGAUAGGGGAUAAAAUGAUAAAAUGAAGCCAGCGGGUAAAAUGAAGGCCACAAAAUAUCACCAAAUCCUGGAGAAAAUUCUGACGCUGUCUGCAAAAAGACAGUUGUUCCUCAGUCCACCUGCUGAAGCUUAGUGGUCACAGGUAUCUUGGUGGUCUCUCUCACAGUUCAGUUUGUAAGAACAGUUUGCUCUUGGCAGAUUGACUCACGUGUCAUUUUUCCUUUUGACGAUGGAUUCAGCAGAACUAGGGAUGUUUAAGGCCUGGGAAAUCCUUUCGAAUGGCUUGUACUUUUAAAAAUAUUUUCUAUGAUUUGAAUUUGGACCAUCACUUUAAAAGGGAGAGAUUACACAAUCACAUAUAUUAAAUGUCAUAUUUACAUUACUUGGUAGAAAUUUUAUUCAAAUUUAGUUUUUGUAAAGGGUUUUACUUAUUAUCAAAAGGCCAACUUACCACGGAGUUGAUUUAGGCUGACUUAGACAUCAAUAAAUGGCUAAAAUAUCCGCUAUGCAUACUUAAAUGAACACUUUUAGGUACUGUACAUGAUUUUUUAUUUUCUGUGAGGCUCAUAAUUGUCUACCUUUCACUCAACAUUGGGUCUGAUAAAAGAUCUUAACAAUAGACCAUAAAUGGAAUUUGAAAAGUGAAAUAUUUCUGAAUUUGUUUGUCCUAUUUGUCUCCCUUAUUUAUUGAACAUGUUCUGAUUUUCUUUUCAAGUGACAAAUAA
Messenger RNA from Austrofundulus limnaeus, 3039 nucleotides. Its product is annotated as thyrotropin-releasing hormone receptor. The transcript is spliced from 3 exons. NCBI's taxonomy places the organism in Eukaryota, Metazoa, Chordata, Actinopteri, Cyprinodontiformes, Rivulidae. Gene Ontology annotation, molecular function: thyrotropin-releasing hormone receptor activity. Bases 168 to 1316 code for a protein of 382 amino acids. Gene Ontology annotation, cellular component: membrane. The record is from RefSeq and is a predicted model, not a curated record. Gene Ontology annotation, biological process: phospholipase C-activating G protein-coupled receptor signaling pathway.